AUGCGCGCGGACCGCGCCGCGCUCUACGCGUGGCUCGUCUGCUGUGCCGUCGCGCUCUCCACGCACAAGUACAGCACGCGCGUCGUUCGCACCAAAUACGGACCCCUACGGGGCAUCGUGGUCCACGCACACCCGCAAGUCGAAGCUUACUUGGGAGUGCCGUAUGCCACACCACCCCUCGGUAGCCUUAGAUACAUGCCGCCGGUGACGCCGUCUCAGUGGCGUACUCCACGACUGGCAGACGCCGCGGGUCCCGCCUGCCCGCAGCGUCCACCCCCCGCCGCCCCACUGGACGACGCCUUGCUCACCCACCCGCGCGCUCGAAUUAAGCAGCUUGAGAGACUGCUGCCCAUGCUUACUAACCAGAGUGAAGAUUGCCUUUAUGUCAACCUGUAUGUGCCCGUAACUGGUGCAGAGAUGGAGUCUGAGAAAGCAAGAUUGCCAUGUCUUUUGUUCGUACACGGGGAGUCUUAUGAAUGGAGUUCGGGCAAUGCGUACGACGGAACAACUUUAGCCGCACAUGGCAACAUCAUUGUAGUUACUAUCAACUUUAGAUUAGGUGUUUUGGGUUUUUUAAAAACUGGUGCUAAAGGGUCAGCGCAGGGUAACUUUGGCCUAAUGGAUUUGGUUGCCGGACUGCAUUGGUUACGUGAAAAUCUUCCCGCUUUCGGGGGUGAUCCUGAAAAGGUGACUCUGAUGGGACAUGGUACUGGUGCCGCAUUAGCUAACUUCUUAGCCGUAUCACCUGUAUCUAGAGAGUUGCUGAGGCGUGUCAUUUUGUUAAGCGGAUCCGGACUCAGUUCAUGGGCACUGCAAAGGGAUCCUCUGUCAAUAAAACGAAAGGUGACACAGCACACCGGUUGCUAUGGAGACCUUUUAGAAGAUGAUAUAGCACCCUGCCUACGCAACAAGCCUCUCACCGAAUUGCUAUCUGUGCGUUUGGAUCCUCCAAGAUUCCUCCCAGGCUUCGCACCAUUUGUUGACGGAACAGUUAUUGUUAAUCCUUCCCUCGCGCCCCCUCCCACGGAUAGUUCGCGGUUAGGAGCCGGCGCGGCAGCUGUGGCUAGCGCUGCCGGUCAUGAAUUAGCCGACUUCCCGCAGAGAGAACUGCUUUUUGGACUCACUACUACGGAGUCUUACUUGGAAUUCAAUGCUCAAGACUUGGAGUUUGGCUUCAAUGAGAGCCGCCGCGACCGCAUUCUGCGUACAUUCGUCCGAAACGCUUAUUACUACCAUCUCAACGAGAUAUAUUCAACUCUCAAAAACGAAUAUACUGACUGGGAUAAACCCGUGCAGAAUCCGCUGAGUGUGCGCGACGCUACUCUAGAGAUACUUAGCGAUGGCCGCACCGCAGCGCCGUUAAUAAGAUUGGGAUACCUCCACGCUUUACGCCGCGGUUCAACUUAUUUCACACAUUUUCACUACCUUUCCCCUGACAAGGACUAUCCCCAGCGACCAGGAUCGGUGCACGGCGAGGAGCUACCUUUCUACCUUGGAAUGCCAUUAUCUCAGGCCUACCAUCACUUGAACUUUACAUUACAAGAACAACGUGUGUCGAAAUUAUGUAUGCAUUAUGUGGCUAAUUUUGUUCGUUAUGGGAACCCAAAUGAUCCCUCAGCGACUCCGCCACCGAGCCCAAUGCUAGGUGAACCUGUCGUAGUAAGCCCUGAUGAUAUUCCCUACUGGGACACCUACGAUACAAUUAACCAACUCUAUAUGGAGAUGAGUACUAAGCCUGGUAUGCGAAGUCAUUAUCGUGGUCAUAAAAUGUCGUUAUGGUUAUCACUGAUCCCACAACUGCACCGACCUGGUUCCGAUUUGCCUGACGCUGCCAUGAGGCACCAUCACUUUCAAGAUGACCAAAAUUAUUAUGAAGGUGCAGUCAGAGAGCAAUCGAUGUCCAGAGCUCACGUCCCACACGUUGUAAAUAUUGGACGUGGUGGCGAUAAAACUACGCCUUCGAGUCGUUCUGCAUCACCAAAACCAUCUCCCGCCCCUCCAGUUUCAACUGAAUGUCCACCAAACGCUACAGUCACUCCCAUACAAACUGAUGACGCACUUCUACGAAGACUUGCCUCCUCGCAUUACCAGUCGUAUACAGCUGCUCUCACUGUUACAAUUGCCGUUGGAUGCUUUUUAUUACUACUUAACGUACUGAUUUUUGCUGGAAUUUAUCAUCAAAGGGGGACACGACCUCGACGAUCCAAAGAUGAUCUUACUGAGGCAGGAAGUUCUUCAUCGUCUGAUAAUUAUGACGGAAAAAUCGAUUAUGAAGUAAGAGCCUUUGAGGGGAAAGGGUUUGGCUUUGAGUGUAAGUCGGCUCAUGUGCCGCGUGGGUCAGGUUCCAAGUUUGAUUUACGAACUUUGUCAGACUGUGGUGAACCAACUUUCGGUGAAUAUAGUUGUUACGAUGAAAAACAUCUGGCCGCGAGAAGGUCGUUGCCGGAUGUGAGUGUUGGUAGUGCCAUUGACGCUGGUAAUGUUGUGUGUAUAGAUACACAAAAACCAGAUAUACAAAGAAUAGAAGCACGCAUUCAAGAAGCUGUAAGCAGGACCAGUACCUUCGAGCCUCGAGUGGUUGAUAGUUCGACCCAAGUGAAGUUUGGCCCUUUAUGUGAUGGCCAAGAAGUCCUCUCCGAUUCUAAUGGGGAUUCUGAAGGUGCAACUGGUUCAGGUAUUUUAAGAGUUCCACCUGCACCAACAACACCAGCGCCACCUGGUAUUAUGAAAAAAAGAGUUCAAAUACAAGAGAUAUCAGUAUGA
Messenger RNA from Pieris macdunnoughi, 2763 nucleotides. Lineage: Eukaryota; Metazoa; Arthropoda; Insecta; Lepidoptera; Pieridae. The record is from the annotation of a GenBank genome assembly.